UUAACAAAAUUCCUAGUUGGGAUAAUAAAUAAUAAACAGUGAAAAUGAUGAUGCAGCAAAGGAAGUACUCAAGGAAGAGGAAGAGAAAGACUACUGUUGUUAAGCCUAUUGUCAUUGGCAAUAUAUCCUUUUAUAGACAGAAGAAGGUAGAGGGCAAAGAGGACUAUGCAUGGUGAUGUUAUGUCAGGAAUGCGGAGAAGGAUAAAGAUGGGAAGAUUCAGCCUCUUCAUCAAUUCGUGAGGAAGGUAGUCUUUACACUACACGAAAGUUUUGACAAUAACGUCAUUGAGAUCGAAAAACCACCCUUUAGCAUCGUCAGAAAUGGCUGGGGAGAAUUUGAUGUCAACAUAACAAUUCAUUUUCAGGAUAAUAGUGAAGAACCUGUAACUAAGAUCCAUGGUAUCAGGAUCUUCCAUCUGCACCAGAACCAGAAGGCGACAAUUAAGAAGCCUGUGGUCAAUGAGAAUUACGAUGAAAUAGUGUUUAACGAGCCAACUGAAUUCUUCUAUCAUAUGCUGACUGAUGACCCUGAAGAAACUUUUAAAUCUCAGUUUAUUAAUCCUUUCCCUGGCCAGAUUGACAAGGCUGAGGAAUCUAAGGAAGCAGAGGCUAAACCCAAAGAGAUUGAUCCCACCACAGACAAAGAUAUGGAUGCAGAUAAACCAGCAGAAGAUGUAGAAAUGAAACCUGAGGACUCUACUGAGAAGAAAGAUGAUGGAGAAGAAAAUAUUGGAGAAGAAGAAAACAAAGAAACAGGAGAUUUCAUUGUUGAAAACUCUACCUACGAAGUCAAGGUCGGGGCGAAUGAUGAGCAUAUUAUCGAUGUGACCCAAUUCUUUGAAGAUCACAAUGACAAAGCUGAUAUCAAAUUCCUCACUGAUUGACUCAAAUCUCUAAGAGAAGAAACAAUGUAUCUAAGAAAAGAAACUGAAGAAUGUGAAAAGACAAUAUCAGAUAAAAAGGAGAAGUUAAGACAGUAUGAUCAAUAAAACACAACUA
Molecule: messenger RNA, 999 nt
Organism: Moneuplotes crassus
Lineage: Eukaryota; Ciliophora; Spirotrichea; Euplotida; Euplotidae
Source: the annotation of a GenBank genome assembly